AUGUUAAAACCUAAAGUAAAAGCAGGAUCCUUUCUCGUCACAUUUUUUGUGCCAAAUUCUGUCCUUGAGAGACUAAAAACAGACAUCCCAAAAAAGGAUCUCUUUGAAGAGUUCGGUGUCACACAACUGGACAUAAAUGGACACUGUGUGUACUGUGAUGGUGGUGAAACACCUCUAGCUCUGACGGAGGAGGCAAUGAAGACUACUGCUGUCCCUAGGUUUAUGGAGAUCUCAGCAACUCUUCCCUCCAUGGACGCUUCUUCGGCCUCAUCUAAUAGAGCACCAGAAAAUGGUUUGUCAAUUAAUGCUAUCUUGGAAGAGUGUCUAAAUAAUCCAUGUGACUAUAAUUCAUCAGUUCUUGCUCCUGGAACAAAUGGGUCUGAUGAGGCUGCAUAUUAUGUGGACCCUAUAGCUGUUACCCUGAAAUCAUCUGAGUCGGAUGAAAUGGACUCUAAAGAGGCAGCUCAUCUUCCUGAGCCCGCAGUUUGUGAGACUAAGCUACCUGCAGAGGAUGCCAGUUUAAGGACUCUUGCUGUGGCAGAGGAAGCUAAAACUACGAGUGCAGUUGUAGUCCCUGGUUUUUCUGAAAACAUAGAUACUUCUACUACUUCACAGCACCAGUCAUCUGAUGAAGCUACUUAUAGCGAUAUAGUUGUUGCUCCAACAAAGUCGUCUGGGCCUGGCGACAGGGAUUCUCGUGAACCAACAUCAGCAUUCUCUAACAAAGGAGGGAUUUUGAGUGAAUUCCCUGAACUGCAGCCAUUUGUACUCUCUAAUGUACAUCCGACUGGUGUAACAAUUGGCUUCGGAUCCUACGGUCGUGUAGAGGAAGUCCGCGUUUCUGGAGCCAUAUGUGCUGCUAAGAAAGUGCAUGAUAUUUUUCAACUAACAGAAUUUCACAAUAUUUCAAACCACUUUGUAAGGGAGUGCCGCCUGAUGAGUACCCUGCGCCACCCAAACAUUGUUCAGUUUCUAGGCAUUGCCUCUGUUCCUGACUCUCAACUGCCUGUCCUCAUCAUGGAAAAACUUCAAACCAACCUUCACGACUUUCUAGUCAACACACCAGACCCUGAUUCAACCAGGCCAUUCUUUCCACCGAGUCUAAAGUGCUCCAUACUUCAUAAUGUGGCAAGUGGUCUAGCCUACUUACAUGAGCAAACACCGCCCAUCAUCCACCGUGACUUGUCGGCAAAAAACAUUCUCCUUACCUCUGAUAAGGUGGCCAAGAUAACAGACUUGGGUACUGCUCGUUUAUUCCCUUAUGUGAGGGCUACAGCCACCAUGACUAUGAUGCCUGGGGCCCUCUCCUACAUGCCUCCAGAAGCUAUGGAAAAUAGACUUCCAGAAGAAAAUGAGGUGCAACCCGUAAAAGCAAAAUACGGUACAAGCAUCGAUGUCUUCUCUUUUGGUGUUGUAACGAUAUUCACUUUGAGCGAAUCCUUUCCCUAUGAAUUACUUGCUCCCAACUAUCGUGAAUUCGAAAGUUCUCAACUAAAAGCUAGAACUGAGUUCGAGCGGCGAGAAAAGUAUAUGAAAAUAAUAUGUAAGGCACUCUCUGAUGAGCACCCCCUCAUUAUGAUGAUUAAGGACUGCUUGGACUUCCCUGAAAAACGACCAAGUAUUCAGAGUGUGCUACAUCUGUUGGAUGAGCUUAAAUCUCGAGGCAUUAAAGACAAGCAGAUACACAUGAACCAGCUGCAGUCUAAGGCGAUGAAACCACUCGAAGGCCAGGAGGAAGUUCAGAAUUACACAGGUAGCGAUGCCAAUAUCAAUCAAAUAAGCUACCUUCACCCCUUACCAGAAAUAGCUUUUGAUGAUUGGAGAUAUUAUGCUUAUGCUGCUGAACAAAGGAGAAUCCUAGUACGGAACAACCGAAGAUUUCGUCAAGAAGUAGAUAUCGAGGCUAUUUACCCAUACCUCAAUGAGCAGGGUCUACUGUCCGACCACGAGAGAGACAUUCUGCAGAACCAUUACCACACACGACAGUUCAAGAUAGACAAACUGCUGCAGUGGAUACCCAUGAAAGGCGAUGAUGCAGUGGAUAUGUUUGUAUAUUGUUUGCGGAGGUCUAGUCACAAGGCGAUUAGCCACAAGGAACUUGCAGACUUGUUUCAGCAUAACCAAGGCAUUAAGCAGUUGAUCCCUACUCAACCCCCUGCAUUAGCAGUGACUAAA
Messenger RNA from Geodia barretti, 2175 nucleotides. Lineage: Eukaryota; Metazoa; Porifera; Demospongiae; Tetractinellida; Geodiidae. The record is from the annotation of a GenBank genome assembly.